Micropterus salmoides (largemouth bass) is the source of this 1817-nucleotide messenger RNA. RefSeq names its product family with sequence similarity 89 member B (gene fam89b). The transcript has 3 exons. Lineage: Eukaryota; Metazoa; Chordata; Actinopteri; Centrarchiformes; Centrarchidae. The record is from RefSeq and is a predicted model, not a curated record. The coding region runs from base 253 to 762 and encodes 169 amino acids.
AUAGUAAUCCCGUUCAAUCAAACAAACCCCAGACAUAGACUGUAGUGGGGCGGGACGGGGUCACGGCCGGGCGGAGCCGGGAGCUGUCAGCGAACUCUCCGACACAAAGGAAAGGAAACAAAACAAAGACAGGAAGCCGGAGUUCACUGCUGUAUCCCACUCACAUCCACAAAACAGGGUGAUCCUUGUCCUGCUUUCUUGAGAGAUCCGUGCAGAAACUGUGGCGUUGUGUCCCCUUUGCGCAACGUCGUGAUGAAAGGGAGUCGGGGCAGCGCGGCGGACUGUCCGGUGGGCGGUGUCACCUCUGUGGAGGGGUUGCCGCCGCUGCCCAGGGGCCUGAGCGGCAUCCUGAACUCCAGCGCCGGGUCCUGGCGGGACAUCGAGAAGUUGCACAGCAGGAGAACGCGCAUCCAGGCCGACAUCAGCCGGGGUGGCGGGGAUGCGCCACGCGGUCACAGCAAGCCGGGCGGACUGGACGCUGCUCUGGCUCUGCUGCGGAAAGAGAUGGUCGGUCUGCGUCAACUCGAAGUGUCAUUGCUGUGCCAGCUGUGGUCCCUCCACGAGGCUAUCCAGGAGCACAAGGCGUCCUCGCUUAUGUCUGAGGCCUCCUUCAGUGCUGAUAAUGGAUGCUCGGAGGAGUAUGAAGAUGAGGAGGAGACUGGAGUUCUCUCACAGCCUUCAUCUUCUUUGUCCUUGUCUCUGCCCCCACCCAGGAGCAACACCAGGGACCAGUGGAUCAAGGACUCCUUUCAUAUUCCCUAAUGAAGAUACAGACACACAAGUUCCUUACUCUACCUUCAGGCCCCAUUUACACUAGCUUUUGUUCAGAGAAUAUGUCCAGUAUGUAGUCUUGUGUUUUUACACUUUCUAAAAUCAGUGCCUGUUUGAUAAAUCUGUCUGCAUUUAUCUGACACCUUUUCAACCAGGAGUGACUUUAUUAGACAUCCCAUUGAUGUGGUUGGAAGGGUUUUGGGAGAAGCACAUGACAUACGUGGCCUUUGCAGAUGCAUUUACACUCCACUGCAUCUUAAAAAUCAGGUUUGAUAGUCAGCUUUAGCAUGUCUUGGUUACACUUGCAAGUUCAAGAAGCAUUAAGGGGCCAAUAGUGGCCCUAACAGUCUAUAGUGUUUGGAUUCAUAGCUGCACCUACUUUUUACUUUUCGUUCCUCCACUUGUUUGCACGUACGCUGCAUAUCAGGAUUGGUGGGUAAUGUACAUUUUUAAACUGCGUCCAAACACUGGUGGGUUCAUUAAAAAAAAAUCUGGCUGUGGGCCAGUCAAAUGAAAGCAAACAGUGGCUCUGUUAACUGGCCGCUUAUUUGCAUUUAAACAUGCACUACCUUGGUGUUGACUUUGCCAUCUGUUGUAUGUUGCAGCGGAAAUAAAGCCAACUAAAAGAGGAAAAAAUCAAGAUGAGACUAGACCAGAUGUUAUCAUCUUUUUGCUCUUCAUUGCAUAAUGUGCAUGCUACUACAUGCUGCUUGCUUGGCAGUGAAAUUGAGCUGGGUGAAAUAGUGUGACGUCUGUGAAUGCAGUUGUGGGAUGAAAUGUUUGAUUGUGGUUUCCUGAUAAUCCCAGACUUCACAGUCCCUGUUGUGUAAAUCGAGAGGGAUAAUCUUUCCUGUUACAUAGUAUUUACUUGACAGAAGAACAGACAAAAAUCUGUGUUGUCUUUAAUUCUGUGAGCAUUUGACAUGAGCAUACACAUUUUUCUCACCUAAAUAUGAGGAGGAAUUAUUUUGAAAAUUAUGUAUAAAUCUCUCCAAAUUGAUUGAUUUCAUGUUGGAAUUAUAAGAUAAGAAAAUGUCUGCUCAGUA